Carassius auratus (goldfish) is the source of this 3722-nucleotide messenger RNA. It is a transcript of the gene sh3d19, whose product is annotated as SH3 domain containing 19. Lineage: Eukaryota; Metazoa; Chordata; Actinopteri; Cypriniformes; Cyprinidae. Gene Ontology annotation, molecular function: protein binding. The record is from RefSeq and is a predicted model, not a curated record. Bases 633 to 3539 code for a protein of 968 amino acids. The transcript has 18 exons.
UAGAUUUAAACUGCAAGAGUGUGUCUGCCUCCCGAACAAUGUUAGGUAGGUUAUUCCAGAGUUUAGGAGCCAAAUAGGAAAAUUAUCUGCCGCCCGCAGUUGAUUUUUAUAUUCUAGGUAUUCUCAAAUUGCCAGUUUUGAAAAUCCAUUGGACGUGGAGGACUAUAAUGUAACAAGAGCUUGUUAAAAUACUGAGGUGUUAAACCAUUCAGGGCUUCAUAAGUAAUAAGCAAUAUUUAAAAGUGUAUAUAUAUGAUGUUUGAUAGGGAAUAAGUUCAGUGUUGUCAGGACCGGGCUAAUAUGGUCAUACAUACUUCCUGGCUAUAGUAAGAACUGCUGCAUUUUGAACCAGAUGGAGUUUGUUUAUUAAGCAUAAAUAUUUUUAUUUGUAUUAUGUAUGUUGAAAACAGUUGUGCAGCAUAGUAUUUUUGUGGAGACCAUGAUGCAUGUUUUCCAGCAUUCUUUAAUGAAUAGAGAAUUCAAGAACAGCAUUUAUUUGAAAUAGGAAUCUUAUAAUGGCAUAUUGGAUCAAUUUAAUGCGUCAUUGCUGGAUAGAAGUGUAAAUUUUUGGUAGUGUGUGUGUGUAUAUAUGUUUUGCUUUUACUUGUGUUCGUGUGCAUUUGCUUGUGUUCAUGUGUAUGUAUGAGCUGGAACAGAUUCUUCGGAUCAGAGUUGAUGACCUUAAAAUCCCUAAAACUUCAAAAAUACCCUACAGACCAGGAAUGCUUGUCAACAUCUGUUUUUAUUUUAUUUAUUUUUUUGUUCUGUUUGCUUUUUUUAGUCAAGGACCCCUUUCUUCAAUCAAAGCAGCCUUUAAGAGAUCUUCUGCAAGAGCUCACUCACAACCAGACUGCUCCAGAGAAAGAAGGCGUCCAGAGAUAACCAUCCUAUCGGCAAAGCCAUUAACGGCCACUUCUUGGUAUCCAGGGGUGUCUGGACGAUUUUCAUCCACAGCUUUCACAACACAACCAAUCUGGAGUGAGAGCUUUCUGACUUCUGCUCAGCUCCCACCAUCCUAUGAGCAGGUAAUCGAGGAGAAGACUAAGGAGCAGGACACCACACCUUUACCAUCUCCACGUCGCUCGCAUUCAACAACUAUUGCCACACAGACUGACUCACUAGAGGACAAUGUGACACAUCCAGAUUCCUGCACAUCCCUGCUGCUGAACCAAAAUCCCAGUGGAGUUUCAGUGAAGCAGCCAAAAAAACCACCUCGGCCAUCAUUGCCCUGCACACCAGAUCAAAAAAACCGAUCCCCGAAAUCAACUCACAACAUCGAUCUAGUCUCAACUAAACGUCCGGUGCCUCAGCCACGUUCCAAAACAAAACCCAUCAGUCCAUCCAACCAGGUCAAUGUGCAACCUCUGAUACCACUGCAGGACAGCUGGGAAGGUUGUCCUGUAACACCUGUGCAGACUUCUGAUGCCCAUUCAGGCAAGUAUCUGCAGGAACUCUUAGAUGUCUUCAGCUCUGAGCCUCAAAGUGAUCUGAACAACAGUGUCAACAUCCAGGGAGAGCAGACGAAUCAAACUAAAGAGAACCAAAGUGAAAACAUGACCUCCCUCCACAGCGACCGCAACAUCCGUUCAAGAAUACAGGCCUUUGAAACUCAAUCUAGCACAGAGAAUGAAGAAAAAUCUGUACCUUUCCCCCGUCCUCGUAAGGUUUUUGCCAAACCACCUGUGCUGGCACCAAAACCCUCUAUUGCCCCACGGCCCUCUGUAAAAAAGCCCAAAGAAGAGCAGGUAUCACAUUUUGAAAGUCACCUAUGCGAAGAGGCCAACACACCACCUAUGCCAGCGCCAAGACCGCAACUUUUCAAAAAACCGUCUUUAGACUUAAAAAAUGACUUUACCUCUCAGCCUUCCUUCAGGACAGCCCUCAUUCCUCCAUCACGACCUUCAUUAGUCAGAGCUAAGAAUGUAAGUUCCCAGGAUGAGGAAGAAGUAAUGAAAGGACCUCCCACUCCACUCAAGCCCAGCAAAGACUUGCUGAACCUCAACAAUCACAACUCCACUGCUCUUCUGUCUAACAUCGCAUCCACAGCGGACAUGCUUAGCAAUGAUUAUGUGGAUACUCCCACGAAUCAAUCUCUCGCUAAACCUGCCCGUCAAGGGGGAUUCACCUACAUGGGGCUAAACACACAGGGGGUGACCAAGAGACCCACAGUCAUCAGAGUCCCCAGUAAAACCGACAAAAACCCUGAAGAGAUGGCAGAUGUUCCACCACCUUUACCUGUGCAGAAUCCUGUGGGCGGCCCACCUAUACCUGCUAAACCUUCUCGCAAAGACUCCUUCAGUCUCUCAUCUGAUAUGUCUCUUCCACCACGGCCCAGUGGAGGAAAGGUUCUGCCUCCACGACCUCCACCUGCUAAAACAGGCCCAGGAAGACCUCCUCCUCCACGGAGAGAUGACUCCCAACGUCGGCCCUCAGAUCCAGGGGUUUCACAAACAGUGCCAUCAAAACAACAGCAACCUCAAUGGCAGCAACAAAACCGUAGAGCUUCAAAAAAAGGACCUGCCCUCCCACCGAGACCCAACCCUGGACAUCGUCUUUACAACAAAUACACUCUUGAGAUCCCCCAUGGUAUUUCUGAGUAUGACUACAAUGGCAGAAACCCUGGGGAGCUCUCUUUUCAGAAAAAUGAAGUCCUCGUCCUGCUUGAGGAAUUAGACAACAAAACCUUUGAAUGCCAAGGGGCAAAAGCUAAGGGCACAGUGCAGAAAACACAUAUGAAGAUUAUUACACCCUUAACCAAUAUGACCAGCAAUCCAGUACCUCAGAAAAACAGUUCCUUUAGUGGUAUGGUGGAAAAUACUGGAUCUUUACAAGUGCAAGCCCUGUAUGACUUCACUCCAGAGGGGCCUGGAGAGCUGAUGUUGAAGGCUGGUGAUGUGGUGUCUAAUGUAGAACUUCUGGAUAGUGAGUGGUACAUGGGAACAUGCAGAAACAUCACUGGAUUCUUCCCCAUUAACUACGUCAAGCCACUGAACAAGCCUGGUACAUCUGCGCCAGCGUCCAGCAGUGAAUGGAAAUCCAAACCAUCUCCUGAUUCUGUGAGAGGCCCAAGGUGUGUUGCGAGGUUUGACUUCGAGGGAGAGCAGAGUGAUGAGCUCUCAUUCUCUGAAGGUGAUGUGAUUCGGCUUAAAGAAUAUGUGGAAGAGGAGUGGGCUCGUGGGGAAGUCAAUGGCCAUGUUGGUAUUUUCCCGCUCAACUUUGUGGAAGUGCUUGAGGAUCUUCCUCCAGCCCCAGUGCAGAAAUCUGCUCCGAAUAAGACUGCAAUGCCUGGAAUGGCCGGUUCACCUAACACACAAAUGUCUUACAAAGCCACUGAGGUUGAAUCUAAGUGUGAAGAGUGGGUUGUGGCACUGUAUGACUUCACAGCAGAGACGGAGGAUGAUCUGUCCUUCCAGGAGGGAGACAGGAUCCUGGUCACUGCUCAUAUAGAUGAUGAAUGGUGGAGCGGACGGAUCAAUGGCAUAGAAGGCUUCUUCCCCAAAGUCUUUGUAGAGAGUGUUCAAGGUGGGAGACAGUGGUAAUGGAACGAAUAAGCAGAGGCAACCUCAGAAGCAGUGUUUUUCUUCUUCUCCUCCUCCUUCGUUUUUUGACUAGUUUCCAGUUUAUUUCAAUUGCGUUUGUCUAAUAUAUUUAUAAAUGUGAUGUCUUCGUUGAUAUUCCAAAACCAUUGUAUUCUAAAAAAUAUAUUCAUGAACUGCUAUGGA